GCGUUUUUAUUAUCUCGAGGACAAGUGCUUCCUUAUGGGAAUCAUCAUUUGUCAUGCCGAACAGUGCGUCUAUUUUUGUUUCUCUUUCGUCUGUAACGUGACAGAUCGAGCCUCGUGCGAAGACUCGCGCUGUCGCGACCGCCCGCGCUCGCAGCGUUACUCGCGCGAAUGUGUUACGGAUUUGAUUAACACGUUGCGCUUCACAUCGCGAUCCAUACGGACGAAUUCUGUCCGCUCGUUUUUGUGGAAGUCGUUGCGCUUCGCCGCUGAGGAUUGUUCGUGAGAAACGCGGACGGGGUCGCUCAUGCGGGAAAUUGCCACGCGACAGGCGCGACUGUGAACUCGGAACGCUUUGCACAUUUUUCUCUUGUCACCUAGUGUUUUAAUUCGAAUUGGUACGUACGUGUGUACGUACAUGCAAGUAGAAUUUCGUUAAAUGCUCGUUUGAUAUGCACGAAAGUAACAUCGUGGUUGUACCGCUCAAUGGUGAACGUUGCGUAAAUCGUUUUCGCAUUUUUACAUUCAAGAUAUAUAAGAUACCGUUAAUUUAAUACCAUGAUCGAGCUGUUCGUUUAUUGUUUCAUGGUCUUUGAUUGAUUGAUGGUUAGUUGAUGUUCUGCAUCUUGCCUGAUGCAAAAUCGAAAGUUCAAUGCCAUCAAUCGUUAUGUUAUUAUAGCUUUAGUGUAUUAUUAAUGCUGCAUGUAUCCCCAGAUAGCCAAAUCUGUUAUAACAGAUUUUCGUCAAAUACCCGCUACAAAUUUCGAAGGCAGAAAGACUGCAGACUGCAUACAGGAACUGAUAUAACAAAUGAUGUUGUCAGUAUGUCAGCAGCAAAUACAACAAUAUCUGCUCACAUAACUAGACAGCAGAUUGACGGCAGAAACCGAGCAGGAUCUGCGCGGCGCUGUUGUCCAGUUAUAUUUUAUACAGAUUCUGUCGACAAUCUGUUGUCAGGUUCUGUUCUACAGUCUCUGCCGCCAAAACGAAAGCUUAAUGCGGACACAGAUGACUAUGGUUCUGGUGUGAGUUUCUGAUCGAAACUGUUGCCAGCCUGCAGGCAGGCUGCGAACAUUUUGCUUACUGGGUCUACGUUGAUUCCUAUCUUCUUCCGUAUAAAACACGGGAUAUUAUUUUUAUAAGCAAGUCGUCGAUAAUACUUAGGAUCAAAACAUUAUUGUGGUAACAUAUUGUUCCUAGAACAAAUGCAAAAUGAUUUACAAAAUAUCAGGUUGCUGCAAAAAAACUGCGGCAUUUGCUAAUCAACUUAAUCAAUAAAAGUGAACUUAAUAGUAAAAACCGUAAUUAUUUUUGCAGUAAUAACACGAAUAAAA
Molecule: messenger RNA, 1331 nt
Organism: Ooceraea biroi (clonal raider ant)
Lineage: Eukaryota; Metazoa; Arthropoda; Insecta; Hymenoptera; Formicidae
Source: RefSeq, a predicted model, not a curated record